Molecule: messenger RNA, 657 nt
Organism: Melampsora larici-populina 98AG31
Lineage: Eukaryota; Fungi; Basidiomycota; Pucciniomycetes; Pucciniales; Melampsoraceae
Exons: 2
Coding region: 1-657 (218 amino acids)
Source: RefSeq, a predicted model, not a curated record
AUGCCCUUCAAACACUUUGAUCUCCGAUGCGUUCCGAUGCAUGAGAAGCACUCCAACAAAGAAAAGCGUGUGGGCAAAGACCAGACGUGUCAGAACACAGGUUCUGUUCCCCCGCUGAAGACCGUUAGAUUGGCCUUCUCGAAGUUUUUUUCCGUGACCAACCGAUCCAAUUCUCCCAAUCAAAGAGUUCUCCCUUGCCUUCGUUUUGUUUCAAUCGAACACCAAUUCGGUCUUGAUUGUCUGUCAUACGCACGCUCACAUACCGCCAACACAAUGCCUGUUGGAUUUAUAUCAUUGGCCCAAGCAAGUUCGGAUGAAUACUUUGUCCAAUUCACAUCUGGGGCAAACAUGGGACAUUGGAUGUGUAAACUCUGUACCAGUCGAACCUUCAAGGACAAGAGCAAGCACUGUAAGUUGAAAACUCACAUCGACCGCGUCCGCGUGGAGCUGGAAAGACGCUCGAUGUCUCCUCCCGCAGUGGCACCGCCUGGGCUAGGCUCUCGAGCGUCUCAAUCUACCUCGGAGACCGCGCAAGCUUCUCUGCCUGCGAGGAUACCUGACGAUGGCGGCGUCCCUAAUCGCAUCAAUGAUACCAAAACCAAAGUUACCUCCAUUUCUACUUUGAACACUCCCACGGAAGGGAGGUUUGUUAAGUAA